AGCUUUUAACUGCUCGUCUCAUCACUCUCCACCUCUCUCCCUCUCUCUCUCUUCCUCGCGCUCCCACGCCACGCAGCAGCCGCAGAUCUCCACCCGCCUCCGGCGAGCCCGCCGCCGCCGCCGCCGCCAUGGAGUACGAGCGCAUCGAGAAGCCGUUCCCCACCCAGGGCGGUGGGUUCUCGCCGAAGCGGCUGCGCGCGAUGUUGCUGGGGGUGGAGAAGCGGCGGAAGGGGCAGGAGGAGGAGGAGGAGGGGGACGCCGGGGAGGUGGACGACGAGUACGGCGCGGUGCCCAAGUCCUCUGUCAGAUCCGACGCCGACUCCGAUGCGCGCAGAGGAGGUAGCAUGUGCGAAGAAUACAAGGAUGUAGAUGUGGUGAGCACCAUCUCAGAAUCUUCAUCCUCGUUGGAGACAGGGAGUGGGCACCGAUCGCGUGACACCCACUCCAUGGGUUCACGAGUAAGGGUGCCUGAGGAGGACUCCUGUGACUCUGAGAGUGUGGCUUCAAACUUUGAGUUCCAUAAGGAGCGAGGGGCCUCUGCUCGGUCUGUGACGGCGGCAAUCGUUCCUCCAUUCUCAAAGCCUGCACCAUCAAAGUGGGACGAUGCCCAGAAAUGGAUCGCCAGCCCGACAACAAACCGUCCUGGUAGGGCUGGUGGAGUGCCACAGAGGAAGAUGGAAAAAACUAGCUUUGGUGGCGGGAGGCUGCCGGCUACGAAGGUUGUGUUGGAGGCCACAGAGGAGAUAGAUACUAAGAGGGUUGAUCCAAGCCAAGAGAAAAGGGAAAUUGGGUGGCAAAAAGCGGUGAAUUGGGCCCCACCUGAUCCAUAUCCAGAAGUUGAGACUUGUGCAAAGUCUGCACUUGCUGAAGAAAUUACAGUAGCUGAUUCAGCUGUUACUUUUAGUCGCCAUGAUUCAUCUGCCACGCUUCAGAGCGCGACAACAUGCAUACCUCCCCCACCAACAGUCCGAUCAGUGUCAAUGAGAGACAUGGGUACAGAAAUGACCCCUAUUGCGAGCCAGGAGCCAUCCCGAACAGGAACACCGGUGAGAGCAACGAGUCCAGAUUGUUCUCGCCCAACUACUCCACGAAAAACAAUAGGCCCCAAUGCAAUCGGUGCUGUUAUUGGCCAUGGUGAAUGUAGCAACGUGGAAUUAAGUGAACAAGAAUUGCAAAUGAAGACUAGGAGGGAGAUAAUGCUCCUCGGCACUCAGCUUGGUAAAACCAACAUUGCUGCAUGGGCAAGCAACAAGGAAGAGGAAAAAGAUGCAUCACUUUCGCUUAAAGGAGUGCCCAUGGACCAAUCUACACAGAAGGUAACAGAAAUUCGUGCAGCAGCGUGGGAGGAGGCAGAGAAGGCUAAAUAUUUAGCAAGAUUUAAACGAGAAGAGAUUAAGAUCCAAGCAUGGGAAGAUCAUCAGAGAGCAAAAAUCGAAGCUGAAAUGAGAAAAAUUGAGGUCGACGUGGAAAGGAUGCGAGCCCGUGCGCAGGACAAGCUGAUGAGCCAGCUCGCAUCGGCGAGACACACUGCCGACGAGAAGCGGGCCGCGGCGGAGCUGAAACGGAGCCGUGCGGCUGCAAAGACGGCGGAGCAGGCAGACCACAUCAGGAGAACCGGCAGGAUGCCGUCCUCCAUUGGCUGCUGGAACUGGUGCUCGUAGUAGCGUAGCUAAGCUCAAGCAACUGAAGCAAGCAAAAAGCUCUCCUCACUAUGUCUCGCAAGACUUGAAGCGCCAUCAUCUGUUUUUACCGUGAUCUUGUAGAAUAUUGUCUUUUGAUUGGUUUCAGUAGAUAUAAGUCAGAAGAAGACGAGUCACUUGUAAGUAACUAUGGAGCAGUAUAUAAGAUGCAAGCUUCUUGCCUUUUUCUGUGC
Molecule: messenger RNA, 1873 nt
Organism: Oryza sativa Japonica Group (Japanese rice)
Lineage: Eukaryota; Viridiplantae; Streptophyta; Magnoliopsida; Poales; Poaceae
Source: RefSeq, a predicted model, not a curated record